Messenger RNA from Thrips palmi, 2393 nucleotides. Its product is annotated as feline leukemia virus subgroup C receptor-related protein 2-like. Bases 290 to 1657 code for a protein of 455 amino acids. NCBI's taxonomy places the organism in Eukaryota, Metazoa, Arthropoda, Insecta, Thysanoptera, Thripidae. Gene Ontology annotation, molecular function: heme transmembrane transporter activity; heme binding. Gene Ontology annotation, cellular component: membrane. The record is from RefSeq and is a predicted model, not a curated record. Gene Ontology annotation, biological process: transmembrane transport; heme export. The transcript is spliced from 9 exons.
CACGUCGGCUGCUGGGUGAGACGAGCGGUCAUCUCAAGCGGACGCUAUCGAAAAAAAGCAACACGGUUCAGCUGGACUGCGGAAUGUAGUUGAGGGAGUCGCCUGGCCAUGCCCUGGCAGGAUCUUCCUCUCCUUAUCAGACGACAGGCGGAGGCUCAAUAACUGAUAAGACGGCCAAAUUGAAUGCGGCAACACACCAUGUCAUUUGUGUUGCCUUCCAGGCCAGAGGCACUCGGCUGCGCCUCGAGGGUAUGUCCACCAACCAAACGACAGAGUAGACUCGUCCGCGAUGAGCCUUAGCAGUGGCGGCGAUGUGGAGGGAGGCGUCAACGGGAAGAAAAGCGAGAAUGGAGCCCCGACACUCAAGGUGUUCCGGCGGCGCUGGUUGGUGCUGGCCGCCUUCUGCUUCCUGUCGCUGCUCAACGGCUUCCAGUGGGUGCAGUACGCCAUCGUGUCGGACUCGGUGGCCCGGUACUACGGCGUGUCGCUGCAGGCCGUGGACUGGGCCUCCAUGGUGUACAUGCUCAUGUACGUGCCCUUCGUGGCGCCCGCCUCCUGGAUGCUGGAUAAAAAGGGCCUCCGGCACACCGUGGUGCUUGCCGCCGUGCUCAACUGCUUGGCGGCCUGGGUCAAGGUGGCCUCGGGGCGGCCCGACCUGUACGCCGUCACCAUGGUGGGCCAAGCGGUGGCGGCCGUCACCCAGGCCUUCGUCCUGGCCGUGCCCGCGCGGCUGGCGGCGGUGUGGUUCGGCGCGGGCGAGGUGGCCACGGCCUGCGCUAUCGGCGUCUUCGGAAACCAGGUUGGCAACGCCUUCGGGUUCCUGCUGCCGCCGUUGGUGGUGAAGAAUCAGGAGGACGUCGACGAACUGGGCAGCGAGCUUCGCACGGUGUACUACGGUGUAGCCGCCGCCACCACGCUGUCCCUCCUGAUUAUCCUACUCGUGUUCCAGGACGCGCCCCCCGUGCCCCCCAGCCACUCGCAAGCGCUGUCGCAGGGCUCGACGGCGUCCUCCGGCCUGCUGCAGUCUAUCGGCCGCCUGCUCCGCACCCCGGGCUUCGCGCUGCUCGUCGUCACCUACGGCAUCAGCGUGGGGGCCUUCUACGCCAUCAGCACCGUGCUCAACCUGCUCGUCAACACCGUCUUCCCGGGAAACAGCGAUGCUGGCAACAUCGGGUUGGUCCUGGUGGUGGCGGGCUUGCUGGGCUCCAUCGUCUGCGGGGUUCUCCUGGACGCUACCCGAAAAUACAAGGAAGUAACGCUCGGAGUAUACGUGUUGUCCGUCGCUGGCAUGAUUGCGUUCAUGGCUUCGUUCCUGGCGACUUCCAUUUGGGUCGUGUACCUGACAAGCUUCUUUCUGGGAUUUUUUCUCACGGGCUACCUGCCUCUUGGCUUCGAGCUGGCCGUCGAGCUGACGUACCCCGAGCCAGAGGGGACGUCCGCCGGUCUGCUCAACGUGUCAGCUCAAGUGUUCGGCAUCGUCUUCACGGAGCUGUGCGGGCUGCCGCUGGAGCGCCAGAGCGGCGCCGAGCCCGCCGCACACCUCUGGGUCAACGGGUCUCUGAGCGGCGCGCUGCUGCUGGGCGCCCUGCUCACCGCCCUCAUACCGAGAACGCUGCGCAGGCAGACGGCCCAAGCGGCCCAAGCCUCCGUCAAAUAGGGCCUCCAGUGUUUACUUGUAUCACAAAUCACAAAAAAAGAAAAACAAGAAGGAAAGACAUCAAAGAAUUGAUAUCACAUGGGAGGGACUCGUUCUUUACAAAGCUAGAUUGAUGUGUCAGUCGCUGAUCGUUACAUGAAUUGUCCUCUGACGAUUUGUAAUUUUGCAUUUUAACGAACGCUUCCGGUUGGUUCUCCUCUCAGGCAGGGAACAUCGAUGCAUCGCGAUAUCUCGAGAUAUCGAUUCUCGUGCAUAAUCGAAUUUACACUAGAGUCCGUGAGUCCGUGCCAAAAACCUGCUUUUACCAUUCAGAGGGUCGGUACGAGCCUGCUUUGUGCCUACACUCGCAGGGGACGACACGACGCCACCAUGCGGAGGGGCUAGGAAGCUGUCCCGUGAUCGGGGUGUUGUUUAUGGUAUUUGUGACCAUGGCUGUGACAAAAGUCAGGCUUGUUCACUAAGUUAUUUAUUUGAAAUAUGACGAAGUAUGUUAUCGCCGGUCUUGACAAUACCACAUUUACAAAAAAUACUGUUGCCUCGAUCGAAUAAUUGCUUGACAAUUCGUACGUUAAGUAGGGUUAUUUUCGUCUGCUCGGGGCCCGCUGCCAAACUUCACACACAAUCAUUUUGUUCUUACGUUUCCUCAAAUUAGCAAAAUAAACAACUCAAAUGUGACUAGAGAAUGGCUUAAUAAUUGUCAGAAAAAAGGCAAAAAAAAUUCUGCAGCUCAAAACGU